Porites evermanni is the source of this 2367-nucleotide messenger RNA. The record is from the annotation of a GenBank genome assembly. Lineage: Eukaryota; Metazoa; Cnidaria; Anthozoa; Scleractinia; Poritidae.
AUGCUAUACAUGAAAGUAAAACGGCCUGAGGGAAUUGAAGUUAGAGUAAGAAGGCAGGAUGUUUUGCUGGAUGGCAUCAGGCAGCUACAACGGAAAAAAAGUUUGUUGGGUCUCUUGAGAGUGCAGUUCUUUGGAGAGUCGGGGAUAGACACUGGUGGGCUUCGAAAGGAAUUUUUAUCUGGUAAGCCAGGAUCUGAAAUGUGGGUAUCCAAAACUUUAGGGAGGGUGCCACCCCCCUACAAUCUUUCGAUAAAUUGUAUAGACAAUUUUAUCAAACAGGCUACCUGAAAGUCCUUUCUACCUUUUUCAACACUAAUAAUCUACUAAUAAUAAUGUAUUGCUCCAGAUUGAAUUGGACGUGACUGGCUGAAAGUAGUUUAGCAUGAACAGCGUUAUUGCAAUCAUAUGUGCAAAUUUAUCAUUAUCGUAUUUACUUGUGUAUAAUGCGCACUUUUUUACAUUUGAGGCUGAAAAAUACGCUGUGGAUUAUACACGGAACCUUUUGUUUCCCAAGCGCUACUCAUUUGCAUAAACAAAAAAAAAAUAGCGGUGAUUUAAAUGGCUGUUUCCAGGACUUUUGUUAUCACAAGAAUAUGAACUACCUAUCACAGCUGUUUAAUUACAAUCAAUAAACAACAAUCGGUAUUUAAAGACAAUGUUGUCAAGUAUCUUUAUUUCAAUCACUGUUCACUUGCACGAUCCAUUAUGGCAAAUGGGCCACUAGGAUAUCAUUAUUGCUGUUUAACAAAGAUUGUAAAAAAGGUCGCGAUUUUCUUCUGUAAACUUGAAGUUUACUUGUAAUAAACUGUUAUAAUGAAGAAUAUUUUGUUGUAUUUUGAGCUGAGAAAGUUUCGGUUUGUGGCUUUAAUAACAGUAGGAAUUACAAUUUUUUUCUAGAAAGUGUCUUGAAAAUUAGCGUGUGCAUUAUAUACGGGUGCGCAUUAUACGCGGGUAAAUACGGUAUUGGCAUUGACAGUAACAGGCCAGUGAAAGUUGUUUUCUGAUCAGUGUGACAUCCUGGAAAACUCCUUAUGAAUGGCUGUGACUUUGUGAUUUUAAAGAUACAAAUAGGACAGAAAAAAAUUAUAUUACUUUCCCCAUAAAAAUUAAUACCAGGCAUGCACGACUGUGUGUACUGUAAAUAUGUUCACUUUACAAACAUUCAACUACCAUGAUUUGAAAUCUAUUCCCUCAAAUCUUUUUUAACAUUGCUUCCUGUAGCAUUUAUAGCUGCAAUUCAGACCAACUUAUUCGAGGGCACUGAACUUAGUGGUCUGUCACCUGGACCCCAUGUUGAGGCUGUGGAGAAUGGCUCCUUCAAAGUUGUUGGGCAAGUUAUGGUAAUGUCAAUUCUCCAGGAGGGUCCACCACCCGCCUUUUUAGCCAACUGGGUAUACCGCUAUCUGUGUACUCCUGAUGUCACAACCAUUCCACUAGUAGAAGAUGACAUUGUUAAUCCAGACAUCAGGACGUUAGUGAAAAGGGUAAUAAUAUUUCUUUUAAUAGCUGAAAAAAAAGUUGCACAUUUGUAUGGGCAGAAUUGAUUUAAAUUGUUCAUAAGAAUAAGGAUAGCAACAAUUAUUGUUAUAUGCCUUUAUAUAGCCUUAUGAUUUUACAAAAGAAACUCCAAGCAAGACUUUCAAAAUUCAUGCUAAAGAUCUGCUGCAUGCGAAAGUCGAUGGCAGUACUUAACCUUUUUCCCAAACUCACACUAACGGAUGACAUUUGCAGACAUUUUAAUGCUAAGAAACAGCAGAAUAAGAUACUCAAAGUAUGCAAUAGAUACAUGUAUAAAAACUUAACAAACUUAAGACUGUUAAGGAGGCUCACAACAGUUUCCAGCACAUUCUGGCUCUCAUACAUUGAUGGGUUAGUGCUAUAAUAAUAAACAUUUAUCAGUCACUGGUACAAAAAUGGUUUCAAACAAAUCCCCAAUCAUUGAUAAAGAUAUUGUGGUUAUCUUCUUGACGUCAACAGUAACCGUGGCAACGGUAUAACCCGUUAAAAACACCCUUAAUUUUAUCUUUAAGUGCUUAUAACUCAAAAACGAGUCCGGUGACCCCCAUUUGUACUAUUGAAUAAUGAUCAGCAUGUUAAGGUACAACUUUUUGCAAAAUUAAAAAAAUUUCUGCGGAGCAGUUUAAACUGGUGACGUCAAGAAAAUAACCACAAUUUGUUUAUCAAUGAUUGGGCAUUUGUUUGAUACCAUUUUUGUUGUGGUAACUGAUAAAUGUUUGUAGCACUGACCCAGCAAAGUAUAUGUGCUAUAAAGUACUGAAACUGUUUUGAGCCUCCUUAAAUAUUAAACCAAUUCUGAAAAUGAUAUGUCACCAGAUAAAAGAAGUGAACAGUAAAGAAGAACUGUAA